GACAAAUAUUGUGAUUGUAGGUAACUAAAUGACCAUGGAAUCUGGAGCAGAGAACCAGCAGAGUGGAGAUGCAGCCGGUACAGAGGCAGAAACCCAACAGAUGACAGUACAGGCACAACCACAGAUUGCAACGUUAGCCCAGGUAUCUAUGCCAGCAGCUCACGCAACAUCUUCUGCACCCACGGUGACCUUAGUUCAGCUGCCCAAUGGGCAGACGGUUCAAGUGCAUGGAGUAAUUCAGGCUGCCCAGCCAUCAGUUAUUCAGUCUCCACAGGUCCAGACAGUUCAGAUCUCCACUAUAGCAGAAAGUGAAGAUUCACAGGAAUCAGUAGACAGUGUCACAGACUCACAGAAACGAAGAGAAAUUCUGUCCAGACGACCCUCCUACAGAAAAAUUUUGAAUGACUUGUCCUCAGACGCCCCAGGAGUGCCAAGGAUCGAAGAAGAAAAGUCUGAAGAGGAAACAGCAGCACCUGCCAUCGCCACUGUUACGGUGCCAACUCCCAUUUACCAAACCAGCAGUGGGCAGUACAUUGCCAUCACCCAGGGAGGAGCAAUACAGUUGUCUAACAAUGGCACAGAUGGAGUACAAGGUCUCCAGACAUUGACAAUGACCAAUGCAGCUGCAACCCAACCUGGCACCACCAUUUUACAAUAUGCACAGACCACAGAUGGACAGCAGAUACUUGUACCCAGCAACCAAGUUGUUGUACAAGCUGCCUCAGGAGAUGUGCAGACCUACCAGAUCCGCACCGCCCCGACCAGCACCAUUGCACCAGGAGUAGUCAUGGCAUCCUCCCCAGCACUUCCGACCCAGCCGGCAGAAGAGGCUGCACGGAAGAGAGAAGUGCGUCUAAUGAAGAACAGAGAGGCAGCACGUGAAUGUCGCAGGAAGAAAAAGGAGUAUGUGAAAUGUCUAGAAAAUCGAGUGGCUGUGCUUGAAAACCAAAACAAGACACUGAUUGAGGAGUUGAAAGCACUUAAGGACCUUUACUGCCACAAAUCAGAUUAAUUUUGGAUUCUCAUUUUCACUUGUCCAGGUGGGAUAGAGACUGGUUCUGGCUAUACCCAGAAAGACAAAGUAAACUUUUUAUUUUCUAAACAUUUCUUUUUUUCUAUGCGCAAAACUGCCUGAAGCAACUACAGAAUAUACUUCAUUUGUGCUUUGCAUCAAACUGUGAAUGUUCAAGUACUUGCCUCCACUUCUCCCCUUACAAGAUGAAUUUCAUCAUCAAUCUCAGCGUGAAGAAGAACAGGCUUCUUUCUCGUCUCCUGAUCCUCUUCAAGGAGUAACAGUGGUCACUUGGGAAGUUACUGUGGGGAGGGUCCUUUUGUAAAGAUGUCAAGAAUUUGUGCUGAGCUCUUUCCAUUGCCUUAGAGACAGAACCACCCCAGCCUCUUGGUCCAGAGAACUGUGGGCCGCAUAGGUGGAGCAUGCAUGGUACAAUGAAGAAGCAAUGGUUGCCAAAUUGGUUUCACACGUUCAUGCUGAGCUGCACAAAUACACAGCUGAGCAGCAUGCCAGACGAAGGGCACUUCACCGUCCCGUUCUUGGUGUGGAGAUAACAGACCUUUUUCAGACUAGCCCAGGAGGGGGUUUGAUUUGCAGUCUGUAUUAAGCCCUCCUGGACUAGUAAAACCUUCUCCAUACCUCAGAAACAAAUGCAUUGAGAUGAGCUUCACUGGUCAGUUGUUGCUUCUCAUAGUUUGUGUGUGCAAGUGCUUUCAGCAUUCUGAACGCACAGAAAACAGACACCAAAUUCAUAGGAUAUAGGGUGGGAAAUGAUAUUUGGAUGGGAAAGAAAAUUGUUUUAAAAAGAUGCAAUCGUGAUGUUCUGAAAACAGUCACAUAGUAAACAGGGGUAACACAUGAAAGCACUACCUAUUUGUAUGCAGAACAACUAAGCAGUUGAAGCAUGGCCAACUCCACUUAAGUACUCCCUGACGACAGUAUGGUCUGUGUCCCAAGUCCUCUCACGCAAUGAGGUUGUUUUUAUUUCCCUGCCGCUGACUUAUGCAAUGGAAAUUAUUGUACUCAAUAGAAAUAUCAGCCUGGUUUGCUAAAUUCUUUUUUGAACUUUGAGGCUACCUUCUAUGCAUAAAUUAAUUUGCAGUAUGACAACUACUAGGACAACCUCAAAUAUUAAAGAGGUCUUCAAACACAGAUAUUCCAACUUGUGCUUUGCAAGGGACAAUACUGAUUAUUUGAGCCUGGCCAGGUUAGCUAAACUCUUAAUUUAUUUGGGGUAUUUUUUCAUGGAAAGGGUCAAAUUUACUGAGUAAUCUAUUCCUGCAACUAAAAUUACACAUGUGCCUCAGAUGUUUGCAAGAUCAAUUUUUUUUUCUGUGCACUGAGGAACUGUGAUCUUUCCCAUAUUUAUGGUGUUAAAAAAGGUAGUUAAUAUUUUAAAAAAAACCUCUGUACUAAGCAUUUGGACUUCAAAAUAAUCAUGCUCAAAAGGAACCAAAAAGAACAUCAAGAAGUUGUCCAAAAUAAUGUGUCCAAAAGAAUCAUGGACGGUUUGUGUACUGGCCCUCUUGAAGCCAGUCUCUCUCAUUGUGUUAACUUGGGUCAUUGAUGGAAUAAGUUUACUUUGGGCUUUUGGUCAAACUUUUAUGUCUAGAAACAUACGGAUAAGGCUCUGGUCUAUACUAAUGCCUUGCCUAGCAGAGUAUUAGCUAAUAUUUUUUCCCAUUCACUCUAUCUCUUUUUAAGAUAAAUUUCAUACAUUAGCUUCUAAAAGGUUAUACAGUCAGUGUGACGUUAUAAGAAAAAUACUUGGAAGACUCUGGGUAGUUGAGUCUCAAACACCUAAGCAGUAUUAAAAGUUCUAGAUUUCUCAUUUGAGAGGGCAUUCAGUUUCCAAGAGACUUAAUUUAAAAGGAGCAGGGUUAAACUUACAGAAUUAUCGUUAAAUCUGAAGUUAUCAAGAAAUUCAAAUUACACUCGUAUUUCAAGAAGAGAACAUAAGUAUCAGAAAUAUUAAAUAAUUCAUUUUCACGAGUUUUGUGGAUGUUUAUAAAUGGUCUAUUUUUAUCUGCCAUAGAGAGUUGAUUUUUGUGGUUUUAUUUAAUGGGAGAUGAAUCUAUUAGUUUAGCAAUGCAGAUUUAAAGAAGACCCUAAGUUCUCAGCAGUGCUUUUAUAAAAACUAUCUGAUUCUUAAAAUGGGCAAAUACAAAUGCAUAAAACGGUUACAUUUUCCAGAACGAGUACUGAAGUAGAAAUGUUGAUAAUACAGGAAUCAUUCGUGUAAAACAUGAAGCUCAUGGUGGCCUCAUUUGCAAUUACAUGGAAUGGUUCCUGCAGCUUUGAGAAACACAAAAAAGGCUGUAUAUGCCCACAUUAAGGCUGUUUCUUUUGUAGAACAUCUGUUUGCAAAAACGUGAGGUUUUGCUGUGAACCUGGGCAAGACGAGCUGGGCGCUGAGAGCUGUUGUCUAGUGGGUAACGAACACUGUCCAGAGCUUGCUGAUAAUCACUGGGCACAAAGCCUGGGGGCUGAAUGGGCAUGGGAGCCUAAAACAGUGCCCAGGUGGUGUUCUCCUAGUACACAGUUUGUGCAGAUUUGUGUGGCAGUGAGAGGAGAACUGUGUUACCUGUUUGUCUGUGUGUGGUCUGCAAGUGGCCUGUAGUGGUUUUAGCCUAGACUUUAUUAGCAAAUAAAGUUUUACUAAGAAAAGGAAUGUAAUUCAAAGUACAUAGGGGUCUGCAAGAAUUUUUAUUUUUAUUUAUGCUGCACUGAGGAUUUAGGGACACAAAUUUAUUUAAUGAAAAUUAUAGAUUACAAUAAUAAAAAAUGUAUUAGACCAAGUACAGGGCUGGCUAGGCUACCCAUACAUGCUUUACUAUUCAUAUUGACCCAAAAAGGGAAAGAUUGUGACACAGGAAUCCAUUCCUAUGUUAUUUACCAAGUAGUGAGGUUGGGGUAAUAAGCUUCUAUAAACUAAGGCCAUUUGGAAGUAGGAUGGAAUUAUGCUGACAAGGGGGAGGGAGGAUUAGUUUUAUAUCUCACGGUUGUGAGUUUUCAAGAACUGAUAGACUGUUUUACCUGAAGAGAGGGUUAGAAAGGGCUAGAUCUGUUAUGUUCAUAAUAAACAAGAAUUGGUUUGAAAUAUAAUUUUUGUAAUGUCAUUAUUUUGCAAAACAACAGCACCAAUCAGGCAGUUAAGAUAUUGUCAAAGGUGCUCUUUUAAUUUAGAUAUUCUUGGAAAAUACAUAUGUAUAAUAUAUGUACAUAUAUAUAUAUAUACACACAGUAUAUAAUCUACAGCUCUGAGAGCUUUUAAGUCAGGAAUGCUGAGUAUUAUAGUAUAUGGAGGUCAGAAAAAAGAAUUUUUACUUUUCUGUGUGUCUGGGUAUGUGUGGAUGUGUGAUGUGUGUGUGUGUGUGUGUGUGCGUGUGAAAGCUUCCCUUCACCCCAGUAGCUCUGGGCUGCGUUAUUCUAGCGCUUAUUAUUGAUUUGUUUUGUGCUGUCUCUCAGUUACGCAUUUUCAAGAAUUUUAUUUCAUCUUUCGUGGCUUUUGUGAAGUUUGUUUUUUAUUGAUGAAGAUUUUUGAAAUUAUGUAAACAGUUGUUUUACAACCACCACCACCCAGAGUAAUUCACCUUUGUGCUUUUUCUCUUUGGCAGCUAUAUAUCAAAGGCAAAACAUUUGGAAAGGUUGUUAAGAUGUUAUUUUCUAAAGGAACCACUGGUAAGACUUCUGUUUUCCUCCUGGGGUAGUGGCGAUGCAUUCUUCCUUAGGCAGCAAUUUCACCAGCACUGGGUAGUUGCCGGCACCGUUGCUUGUAUCCGAAAGCACAAUUUUACAAUUUUAACCUGUUGUGUUUGUCAGGACUGCUCAGACACCUGUAGUUCUGGCUAGCCUGGAGUUGGCAUUUGCAUUGUAGAUCACUGUCUUCUCUGGUACAUGUACAUUGGUCAGAAAACUGGUGGGGUGUUUGGAAUCAUUAAGAGGCUCAGGAAAAAAAAAAAAGAAAAAAAUAAUAAUAUUUAAUAAGGAAAAACAGCCCUGAUGGUUUCUGACCUAAGUUUGUACCACAGGUUACUUUUUUAAAAUCUGGGCUUCCAGUAAACUGCAGCAGCAAGUAGUCAUCUGUUAGUGAAAACUGGUACACGCUUUUUAUUUUGUCUUUUCAUUUAUGGCAGGCAGUGCUUUUUGUGGUUUAAAGACAAGUCCACACAUCAAAGCAAGCUCUAUAUCAGUGGUUUCAAAUCUAUGACAGUUGAUAGAGGAUUUAAUUGAUUUUAUAGGACCUUGACUUUAUUGUAAUUUUUUCACCCUGGAGCCUGGUUAGUGAUGUAACAUUUGCCAAUGAUCCAACCAAAAGGUCAUGUAUUUAUUUUUGUUACACUAUGUUCUUUGUAAAUGUUUAAUUAAAAUGUGCACUUUUAAAAAAAAAAAAAGAAAAAACCCAAAAAAAACCCCAAACAAAACACAGAGAACAAAAAAAAAAUUUAAGAUCAAUUUGGUUUGCUUGAGAAGAUUUCUGGCAUAAUUGUUGUGAUCCUGCUGCCUGCACACAAUUCACUCCUGCCCAGCAGUUGACUCCUUUGCUAAUUGAACUUGCGGAUCAGCACCUGGUGCCCAGCAGGCUUUGCUUCAGAAGGGCAGGAGAGCUGAAGGGGUGAGAAUCAAGCGUGUGGUGUCUCGGAGCAGUACGUAGAGGAUGGAUGUGAAAUUAUUUUUAGAGUAGAACUAGUUCAGUGAUCCCAUGUGGGAAAGGGAGGUUAAUUUGGAAGGAAAGCUAAACUAUUUUUCAGCCACUUUAUUUCCCUUUUCUUAAUUUGAGAUUUGUCUGCAGAUCUUACAAGCUGCAUUCUAAGAAAAUAAAUCAAAAGGCUUUCCAAUAAUUUGACACCAGGAGGUAAAGGUACAUUAACAGUGUGUCACCCUGCUUGAAAAGAAAAGCACAACCACCUUUCUUUUGCAGGAAUGAUGAUAAUUUAACCCUGAAGACUGUCAGUGUGAGCAGGUUUUAAAAAGCAUACAGUACAUUGAUGGUUCCCUGUCGUCUGCCUGGGAACUCGUUUUUGUGGGCUGUGUGAUUUGCUAGCUGUAAAAGACACUGAUUUUACAAAAGCCUGAAUGUAUCCUGAAGUUCAGUUGGUCUGGAAGGAGCCAAACUGGUGAAGAGAGGGUGCUGAAAUCCGCCUACUGUGUGCUUGUGACAGGUUCAGGUCUGUGGAUAGACAGGCUUCAGUGUGUGAAUCUUUGAGGAAAAGGGACCAGAUCCAGGUGGUGUAAAGAGGGUUUGCAUUUCAAGUGUUUUGCCUUGGAAUGUGUUUUAAAAUAUAUUUGAGCUGUGGCCUGCAAAGAGAUGUGCUUGGGCUGGUUGGCACAAAUUGAAGAGAGUGAGUGACCUGUUUGCUUUCUGGCACUGCAGGUGCAAGUUUGUGACUUGCUCUGUGGUGAGUUCAGGGCUCACUUUCAGCAGGAGAGGCAGGAGCAGUCAGCUGUCCUUGGGAGCUGUGUGCUGGCAGGGAAAGGGCCAGGGACAGGCUGGAGUGAGCCAUGGCUGGCACAGUCCAUAAGCUGAGCAGUCACUGCACUCAGAACUCGAGCAGUUCACUCGGCCUCAGCUGUUUGUUUCUCUAAAUUAGGGGAUAGCUGAGUGAGAGCAUGGGGACAGGCCUUGAGCCAGUCGCUGAUCUGGAAAUGGCCACUCUUAAUAAUUAAGGAUGUUUGGGUGCUCUCCACAAGUUGUGUUUUAUCCAGGUGCCACUCCAUUUUGUGUGUGUUUAAUUACAUUUAUUUAUAUUAAAAUGCUAAUUUUAAAAAGUUCUACAACUUCAAGCUUAUAUGAGAUUUGAAACUGUGCUGCUUAAAAUGGACUUCUUGGGAUUUGAACAGAGCAAGAAGAGGUGCUAGUUGGCAGCCAACCCCUCCACAGACUUUUGUCCACAAAUUGGUUGUUCACUUCAGAAAUUAGUUGUUUCUACUCUGGAUUUAUCAUUUGAAAUUGUUUUCAAACAAUGUUUUUCAGGGAAGCUUCCAGAGCGAAGGUUAUUAUGCUCCCUUUGUAGUGUAAGCUGGAAAGAGUAUGUUCACCUCAUCUGCAUUUCUGAUUCUUUACCCAAACCAUGUCAGCACAGAACAGGGUAUUUGAGCUUGACUCCCACAUACUUGUGGAAGUUAAAAGACUAAAUGAAGAUCCAGCAUUGGGGGAAAAUAAAUGCUUUUUUCCAUCUCCCCGAAAAUCUAGAAACAUCCCUGUUGUGUUGUUAUUUUCUUUCUUUUUUUUUUUCUUUUUUUUUUUUUGUGCUUUAUCUGUGUUUAAAAAAUGUACUGGGUUAUAAUGCAUUUUAUUAACACUAUGUACAUAUUAGCUGCUUUGUGUUUCAGAAUGGUAGUAAUUGCUUUGUAUAUUAAAGUGAUUCUUGUGAAUUUGUGAAUUAUUGUCAUAAAGAAGUGCUUUUUCUUACUGUAA
This is a messenger RNA of Parus major (Great Tit), 7430 nucleotides long. It is a transcript of the gene CREB1, whose product is annotated as cAMP responsive element binding protein 1. Gene Ontology annotation, biological process: regulation of transcription by RNA polymerase II. The transcript has 7 exons. Gene Ontology annotation, molecular function: DNA-binding transcription factor activity, RNA polymerase II-specific; protein binding; cAMP response element binding. Gene Ontology annotation, cellular component: ATF4-CREB1 transcription factor complex; nucleus. Lineage: Eukaryota; Metazoa; Chordata; Aves; Passeriformes; Paridae. The coding region runs from base 29 to 1012 and encodes 327 amino acids. The record is from RefSeq and is a predicted model, not a curated record.